Messenger RNA from Rhineura floridana, 5364 nucleotides. It is a transcript of the gene ILRUN, whose product is annotated as inflammation and lipid regulator with UBA-like and NBR1-like domains. Gene Ontology annotation, molecular function: ubiquitin binding. Gene Ontology annotation, cellular component: phagophore assembly site. The transcript is spliced from 5 exons. The record is from RefSeq and is a predicted model, not a curated record. Bases 240 to 1115 code for a protein of 291 amino acids. Lineage: Eukaryota; Metazoa; Chordata; Lepidosauria; Squamata; Rhineuridae. Gene Ontology annotation, biological process: macroautophagy.
GGGUUGUUGGUGUUUUGGUCACCCCCUCUGCUAUGAAGUCACCAGGUCUGUGAGGUCACGGUACGUGGUGACGCUAGCAACGUUGGCGUGCCCUGCGUGCUAUUCGUCCGCUCGCUUUCUUGCACUCUCCCCCCUCCCUUCUCCAUGCAGCUCUGAGGAGGCGAUAGUGGUGGCUCACGGGCAGCCCGGGGCCUAGUUGAAGGGGCCGGGCUGGCGCGGGCAGAGGGGGUCCCAUCGCCAUGGAGGGGAUGGACGUGGACCUGGACGCCGAGCUAAUGCAGAAGUUCAGCUGCUUGGGAACCACCGACAAGGACGUACUCAUUGGCGAGUUCCAGCGGCUUCUCGGCUUUCAGCUCAGCCCGGCCGGCUGCGCCUUCUUCCUGGACAUGACGAACUGGAACUUACAAGCAGCCAUUGGAGCCUACUAUGAUUUUGAGAGUCCAAACAUCAAUGUGCCCUCCAUGUCCUUUGUUGAAGAUGUGACUAUAGGAGAAGGAGAGUCCAUCCCUCCCGACACCCAGUUUACGAAAACAUGGAGGAUACAAAACACAGGAACAGAAGCAUGGCCUCCAGGUGUUUGUCUUAAGUACGUUGGGGGAGACCAGUUUGGCCAUGUGAACAUGGUGAUGGUCCGAUCAUUGGAGCCCCAGGAGAUUGCAGAUGUCAGUGUACAGAUGUGCAGCCCCAGUACUGCGGGAAUGUAUCAAGGACAGUGGCGAAUGUGCACUGCCACAGGACUCUAUUAUGGAGACAUCAUCUGGGUGAUCCUCAGUGUGGAAGUUGGAGGACUUUUAGGAGUAACGCAGCAGCUGUCGUCUUUUGAAACUGAGUUCAACACACAACCGCAUCGCAAGGUAGAAGGAAACUUUAACCCAUUCGCCUCUCCGCAGAAGAACAGGCAACCAGAUGAAAACAACCUAAAAGACCCUGGGGGUUCUGAGCUAGACACAAUCAGCAAAAACACAUGGGGGCCUGCUCCUGACCAAAUUGAACAAGAUCAGACUGAACUGUCACAAAACUCUGUAAAUCUCUCCCCCAGCAGUCACUCGAACAACUUAUCAGUAGUGACAUACAGUAAGGGUUUUCAUGGUCCUUAUCCAUUUGGACAGUCUUAAAAACAAAAACGGGUAUCGUCAAGAGGAGAAUUUGACAAAGAACAGACUUGGGAGGGAGGGGGAGUUCUUGUGGCUUAUAGAAGAUACAGCAUGAACCCCCUUCUUGGUCUCCAUAUCCUGGGAUAAGAAGAAAACAAACAAUAACUUAAGACUAGUUGUUUCCAGAAAAAAAAAACUAAACUAAAGUAUGCAUGUGUGAAUGCUGAAUUUCAGGAGUGCUGUUCAGUGCUAUAUGAGAGAGAAAAAUACACCAAUGUUUUGUUUAGAAGUCAUUGUCACAGUUAAUUAAGUAGACUAAAAGAAGUUUUUUAAAAAAAGAUUCAAAUGGAAAAGCCAUCUCUUUUUAAAAGAAAUAAUUUUGCCUACAGAGAAGUUGUAGUCUGAGCAAAAGUUAAUUUUUUGUUCCUUGUUCAUAACUUUUUAUAAAAGGGACAGCGUGCAUUUUUAUGGAGAUGUGCUUGCUAUGAAAUGGAAGCUUGCUUAGCUUUUUCUUGGUUAGUGCAGCUGCUAUGUGUUUGUCAGAUGGUAUUAAUUUCUAGCUAGAUUAAUACCCAGAUCCAUGAAUUUUAAUCACAUCUUUUUUUUAGUUAUUUAUCAUUAGUCUGCUUUUGGUAUCGUUCUUCUGGGCAUGGUGUGCAUUAGUCAUCCACUAGUUCUUUUCUAUUUCAUAAAGUUGCUCAGAUCCAGUUUUGCCAUUUGUUGUGCAGGACAAGAAUGCAGAGAGGGCAAAAAAGACUGAGAUGAUGGAAGAAGGUUGCUUUGUGCUUUCAUAAUGGCACAUGCUCUUACUCAACUUCCAAAAGUUUGCCUUGAAUGGUUAGCAUAUUGAAAUAUUCCCAUGUUCAUUAAUGUACUAUAACUGUCUUUGACACAGCUAUGCAUGUAUGUGUCACUUUUGUGCCAAGAAGUAAUUUGAUUUUCCAGAGUGGUAGAGCACCAAUUAUUAAAUUUUUGUGUCACUUCUAGAUGUAAAUUUCACAUCUUCUGUUUUAUAUUGAGAUAACCACUUUGAUUCUUCAGUGAUAAAAAUACUAGCUUGUUGGCAGAGACUAAAUUGCUUUGAACAUAUGGGAGAAAAAAGAACGAACAGCUGCCACUCUCAGUAAUUCCUUCUGUUUGUCAGCUUUCUUGUUCUCUGAACCUUUGGUUUUCUAGACUGGGCUUUGUGUGUGUGUGUGCGUGCGCAUGUAUCAAGAGUGUGGAGGUGUUUCAGGUCGAACUGUAUGCCACCCAUGAAGAAUGAUAGCCAUAUAACUGAGGCCAAGCUAUCCAGUUCCAUAGAGAAUUAACAGAGCAGGGUCUCUAGAAACUCUUGGGUUUUGCAUCAGUUUAAGACUUUGAAAAAAGAGGAGGGAGGUUCUGUCUAAUUCAGAAACUUGAACUAGGCCACAGCAGCCAUCUGCCAAAGAUAGAAUAAUAUGCAAUGCCCCCCUUCCUUUCAUCUCACUCAAAAGACCAAACUGCCUACUCUGAGAUAAUAGUGGGAGUAUGAAUAUGUACUGAUUGGGAUAAUGCAGAAUGCUGUUAGGCCCAAAGUACCAUACUCCAAGCUAUCUUGUUUCAUUAAUUAGUGUAAGGAGCCUUUUUACUAUUCUGUAUAGCUGACCAGAAUCCUGUUUCCCACCAGACCACUGUGUACCACCUGCAGAGUCUAAACAGAUCUGGUUGGGAUCCUAAUAGGCAGGAGGCAUUUAGGUAUUCAGUCUUCUAGGGCAUUGAGUAUCUAACGUGAUGUUUUCGUUUUUGGAGAACAUGUAUAAUAUAAUAUUUCUGCCACCUAAAUAAUUUGAAGAAUAUAGUUUGUCAGUAUAGCCAUGAACAUUGGGACAAAUAAUUGAUUCAUCUUGAGAGGGCAAAUUAUGGGGGUGUAGAAACUAAUAAAUGCCUGCCUUUACCCCUUGAUCAUUCUCCCAGCAUGGCUCCCCAAAUACAUAUCUUAAUCAUUAUAAGCAGUAUAUUCUCCAAAUGCAAAAUAGGAUAUUGAAAUUGAUUAUGUAUAGCAUUAGUCAUGCUGGGUUUUAAUUUUUCUUGCUCUGAGCAAGCAACUUUUUUGAUAGACAAGUGAAAAAUUGAGUGCAUUGUAUGGGUUUGGGUGUGCGUGCACAUGUGUGUGUGUGUGUGUGUGUGUGUGUGUAAGAGAGAGAGAGCAUGUCCUAGUGGCAAUAUUGGAAGUCAGUCACAACUGGCAACUACCAAAACAAGUCAAAACAGCUUCAGUUUUCUCUUUAGGUUAGUUGUUCACAAACUUCGCCCUCCUAAACUGGCAAAUGUUGUGGAGACUGUUCUGUUUUUCCACUGUGCAGCAGGAAAGCUGAUAUUUACUGCCAGUUACUGUUCUUUUAUAACAGGUAGGGAUGCUCAUUCUGUGCAGGUCAUCUUGAAUGCUAUCUCCUCUUUAGAGUGAAUGCUAGUGAUUCCAUAGUCACUCUACUGAGAAAGGCAAAAGCUAGAGCCAGGACCCUGCUGGGUUGCAGUAAAAGUUGUCCUCUUAUUGUUACUCGUUCUUGAGAUCUUUCUGGGGAUAAAUAUUGUUUUUCUCUCUGGGGAUGAUCUCUGUGUAAAUAGUUACAAAGGGCUCAUACCUGUUUGCAGGCAUUUUGAUCUGAGUGAUAAUCCUUUCAGUGAUGACAAUAGGAGGAUGUUUAAAAUGCUCAUUAUUCUGUCUCUAGUUUCUUUUCUCAAAUAUUUUCCCGUUUUAUACAAUGCCUCCUUUAUUACUUACUGAGCUUCUUAGGACUCAGAUUUAAGUUAAUUGGCUUUUAAGGCAUUGAUUAUGAUUUUGGAGCCAUUGAAAUGGCAGAAGUCAAAAUCAUGUUUGCUUGAGAGCAGCACUUUCAAACUUGAACAGCUAAGGAGGACAGGAUGUCUUUGAGUCUAUGCAUAAAGGCUUAAUUUUUGCAAGUGUGUAAUACCUGCCUCAUAAUCAUCAGGGGAAUGUGGCACUAUGAGCUGUCACCUUUUUCCUCCCCAGUAGAUGCCCUGUGGCUUCAACAGUAGGACAAGUGGAAGCUCAAUAGGUAUAGCUUUACAUAGCAUGAAGGUGUAAUAAUGGGGGAUAGCUGCACCUGUAGAAUAGCUAUAUGUCAUUAAAUCAUGACCUGUUUAUCAGAAAAAGGUGGCAGUGCCAAUUGUUGCCUAGGUUUAACCCAUGACACUGUACAGAUAUAAUCAUAUGUAGGGGGAAACAGUGUACACUGUUGAGUUUAGAAGCGGCACAGAUGUUUGGAUUGCCAAUAAUAUGUAUGCUUGAACGUUGUGAAUGGCUCUGACACUGUAAUUGCAUCAAAACAAGCUCUCUUGCCAACUUCAAAUAUAAUUGUGUACUUGCUUCUCCUUCCCUUCUGCGUGAUCUGUAGAAAUAUGUUGUGAAUAAAAUGACCCUCAGCCCUUUUUACUGAAGUGAUACUGCUUGGUCAUGGAGGAAGCUAAGCACUGCUUGACCCAUACCCCUGUCCCUGAUUUUAGACGCCUAGUGACUGAUCCUUUCUCCCCCAAAUUUAGCUUGUUUCAUGUAACAAGUGUGGUUAGCUCUGGCCCUUUCCCUAGUGAUUCUCAUUCUGGAAUAAAUGAUGGAUUCCUGAGAGGGAAAAGGCAAUUGUAAUUUAACAAAGGGAAGUUUGAAUUUUUCAUUAAUAGUACUUGUUUGCAGCAUUCUUUUUUUUUUAAUGCAAACUUAACUGUAGCCCAAGCUGUUGAGUUCAAAAACAUGCUGGUAACCUCUCCAUCUGAAAAUGUGGCAGUAGCCUAGGAUGGAAGAGCAUCCACCCACAGGGAAACUAGGCUGGCUUGGAGCCUUUUUGAGUGAUAAGCUCUGUCCCUGUUUGGAGAUGAAUGUCAAACCUGCACUAUCUGGCUGGGUUUAUGUUGUUGCUCCUAUUUGGGGCAGGUGAAAGGUGUAUCCUGAGGUCUCACAGAUUUGAGAAUGUAUAUUCAUCCCACUCACCAGCUGCUGAUGAGUGCAUCUUGAAUCUCUGCUGGUACAAGUAUAGCUGGAGUACUCUGAGGCUAAGAAAUGCACGCUGUCCCAUGUCUGGGUUUCCAUUGUUUUUUUUUUUUUCUCUUGAGUGAGUGGUUGAUUCUGCAGCCUGUCUUUAUUCUCUCUGGGGGGAGUGCAUGUGUAGAGCAGGAUGGUGUGUUGCUUCAUUGAGUCUGGGAAGAAUCCUGUAAUAGCACAUUGUGGGGGAAAACAAAGAUGCUUUUUCCUUAACGUAUAAAUGAAUAUUUGUAUGAUUAAAUUAACACAAAAUGA